Sordaria macrospora k-hell is the source of this 1350-nucleotide messenger RNA. RefSeq lists its product as uncharacterized. NCBI's taxonomy places the organism in Eukaryota, Fungi, Ascomycota, Sordariomycetes, Sordariales, Sordariaceae. The record is from RefSeq and is a predicted model, not a curated record. Gene Ontology annotation, cellular component: cytosol. Gene Ontology annotation, molecular function: adenosylhomocysteinase activity. Gene Ontology annotation, biological process: L-methionine cycle.
AUGUCUGCUCCCGCCCACAAGUUCAAGGUCGCCGACCUUUCCCUCGCCGCCUUCGGCCGCAAGGAGAUCGAGCUCGCUGAGAACGAGAUGCCCGGUCUUAUGGCUACUCGCAAGAAGUAUGCCGCUGACCAGCCCCUCAAGGGCGCCCGCAUUGCUGGCUGCCUUCACAUGACCAUCCAGACCGCCGUCCUCAUCGAGACCCUCACUGCUCUUGGUGCCGAGGUCACCUGGACUUCUUGCAACAUCUUCUCCACCCAGGACCACGCCGCCGCUGCCAUCGCCGCUGCCGGUGUCCCUGUCUUCGCCUGGAAGGGUGAGACCGAGGAGGAGUACCAGUGGUGCUUGGAGCAGCAGCUCGUUGCCUUCAAGGACAACAAGAAGCUCAACCUCAUCCUCGACGAUGGUGGUGACCUUACCCACCUCGUCCACACCAAGUACCCCGAUAUGCUCGAGGACUGCUUCGGUGUCUCGGAGGAGACCACCACCGGUGUCCACCACCUUUACCGCAUGCUCAAGGAGGGCAAGCUCCUUGUCCCCGCCAUCAACGUCAACGACUCCGUCACCAAGUCCAAGUUCGACAACCUCUACGGCUGCCGUGAGUCCCUCGUCGACGGUAUCAAGCGCGCCACCGAUGUCAUGAUUGCUGGCAAGAUUGCUGUCGUCGCCGGUUUCGGUGAUGUCGGCAAGGGCUGCGCCAUGGCCCUCUCCGGCAUGGGUGCCCGCGUCAUCGUCACUGAGGUCGAUCCCAUCAACGCCCUCCAGGCUGCCAUGGCCGGUUACCAGGUCACCACCAUGGAGAAGGCUGCUCCUCUUGGUCAGAUCUUCGUCACCACCACCGGCUGCCGUGACAUUCUCGUCGGCAAGCACUUCGAGGCCAUGCCCAACGAUGCCAUCGUCUGCAACAUUGGUCACUUCGAUGUCGAGAUCGACGUCGCGUGGCUCAAGGCCAACGCUGCUUCCGUCCAGAACAUCAAGCCCCAGGUUGACCGCUUCCUCAUGAAGAACGGCCGCCACAUCAUCCUCCUUGCUGAGGGUCGCCUUGUCAACCUUGGCUGCGCCACUGGCCACUCUUCUUUCGUCAUGUCCUGCUCUUUCACCAACCAGGUCCUUGCCCAGAUCAUGUUGUUCAAGGCCAACGAUGCUGAGUUCGCCGCCAAGUACGUCGAGUACGGCAAGUCCGGCAAGCUCGAGAAGAAGGUCUACGUCCUUCCCAAGAUCCUCGACGAGGAGGUCGCCCGUCUCCACCUCGACCACUGCAACGUCGAGCUUACCCAGCUCACUGACGUCCAGGCUGAGUACCUCGGCCUCGCCUCUGAGGGUCCCUACAAGAGCGACCACUACCGCUACUAA